UAUUGGCUGCGUGGAGCUCCCGGUGCCGCUAUGUGAGAGCAUUAUCCCGCACAAAUAGGCAAGAAACUAGUUUUUCAUACAGAGCGCUGUACACAUAACCACAUAGCUAUAAUAUUAUAGAAACAGACAGGAGCAGAGAAAGGGGAUGCCGUAGGCCCUGAGGCGGGACGGCGCAGUGGAGCAGAGAUGAGCCUGACGUCCUGGUUCCUGGUGAGCAGCGGGGGCACCCGGCACCGCCUGCCCCGCGAGAUGAUCUUCGUGGGGAGAGACGACUGCGAGCUCAUGCUGCAGUCCAGGAGUGUGGAUAAGCAGCAUGCCGUCAUCAACUAUGAGGCAGCCAGCGACCAGCACAAAGUGAAGGACUUGGGGAGCCUUAAUGGGACGUUUGUGAACGACGUCAGAAUCCAGGAGCAGAUGUACUUCACUCUGAAGAUGGACGAUAAGCUGAGGUUUGGAUAUGAUACCAACCUGUUCACCGUGGUGCGGGGAGAGCUGCAGGUCCCAGAGGAGGCGCUGAAGCACGAGAAAUUCACCAGCCAGCUCCAGCUGAGCAAGAAGCAGUCCAAAGUGGACUCGCCUAAACCAGCCAAGCCACCUGUGGCCACACCCCCUGAGAGCAAGGCUGUGGAGGGGGCCAGCGAGGGGCCGUCUAAACCUGCAGACACCCACAAGGGGGAGGACAAGAUGGCAGGUGGGCAGGAUGCAAAGGGGGACUUAUCAACGGUGCAUCGGGGGACGCCUCUGUACGGGCAGCCAUCUUGGUGGGGGGAUGAAGACGCUGACGAUGAGAAUUCCUUCAAACAGGAAACAAAAUCAUCCAGCAAGAAGCAAGAGAAUAGUGGAGCAGGCAGCAUGGAGGCCCAGCGAUGUGAGAACUCCAAGGAUGACGGGCUCUACAGUCUGGGCUCUGAGCCCAGCUACUUUGAAAUCCCCGCCAAAGAGGUGCAGAAGGCAGAGAGCAGCAUCCACGAGGUCCCCACCAAGGACACCGAGGGCGUGGCCGUCGCCCCGGCAACUGCCGUAGCGCUGGCCGCCAGCGCUCCCGGCCACGCCUCUUUCACCAUCGAGUUUGACAACACCUCCCCCGGGAAGGUCACCAUAAAGGACCACGUGGCCAAGUUCACCCCCGACCCCCGACCCCGCCCCAGGAAGUCGUCCCUGCAGGGCGGGGCGGGGCUGAGCACGCUGCAGGCCGCCAUCAUGGCCUCGGAGAGCAAGGUGGCCGACUGGCUGGCCCAGAACGAGCCGCCGCUGGCCCGCCGGGAUGCCGCCAAGCAGGGCGGCGAGAGCGUCCAGAGCGACGUGGGGGUGCAGCUGAGGCGGCUCAAAGGCAGUAAGCAUGUGGACGGGACGCAGAGCGACUCAGAGAACGGGGCGGGGCUCCGCUUGGGCAGGAAGCCAGCGCUGGAGGAGCGGCUGCAGGCGGGCCCAGGUCGGGCGGGGCAGGGCGUGGCCAGGGGCCGGGAGGGGGCGGGCCCUGUCAGCAGGAAGGCCUUCAUGAUCGAGUUUUUUGACGAGGCCAAUCCCCGGAAGAGGAGGUCUUACUCCUUCUCUCAGACGGCGCCUCUGUUGGGGGAGGGGCCGAGCCCCACGCCCCCCUCCCGCCGCGCCCCCGGCGACUGCGCCAUGGGCGGGGUCUCCGCAGAUGUGGCCUCCGCCCUGGCCGCCGUCGCCCCCACCGCCUCCCGCCUGCUCCUCAAGCAGAGGUCCGAAGACCCCUCCGGGUCGGGACGGGCCCCCACCAGCGUGGGGCAGCAGGCGGCCCCUGCCGACCUGCCCAAAUCUGCCCCCCGCCCCCCUGUGGAGAAGGAGCACGAGGAUGACCACAGUGACAAGGGCACCUACACCAUCGAGCUGGAGAAGCCCAGCCACGAGGAGGAGGAGGCUCGCCGCAUGAUCGAUAAGGUGUUUGGGGUGGAGGGGAACCGGGACUCUGCCAGAACGGGACGUCCUGAGCACCUGCAGGAAGGAGCAGAGGCUAAACCGCCUGGCUGUAGUGCAACAGAGAUUCUUCCGGAAGACUUGGUUGCCCUGGGCAGCUCUUCCUGGGUCUCCCAGUGGGCCAGUUUAGCUGCCAAUCACACAAGGACUGACCCUGAAGGUUCAGGGGGGGAGGCCACGGCCUUGGUCCUAGAGAAAGACGCUGAUGUCAGCGGGUCAGGCCAGUCUGCUGUAUGCUCCAGCGGGCAUACGGAGCGCAGGAGGAGGGCCCUGCCGCAGCUGCCGGGCGAGGAGAGGCCCCAGCUGGGCCGGGGCCCCUGCAGCAUCGGGGAGAAGCAGGACACCGAGCCCCAGGAGAAGGACCGGCCUCCCCGGCCCGGGCACAGGGGGGGCGCCGGCGCCGUGGCGACCGCGGGGACGCAGGCGAAGCAGACCCCCGCGCUGCCGUCCAGGCCCCCCGCCUGGGAGAAGCGGGGGGAGGAGGAGGAGAAGAAGCCCCUGGUUCGGCAGGGCAGCUUCACGGUGGAGAAGCCCUCCGCCCACGUGCCCCAGGAGCUGAUCCCGCGCAUCGCCCAGGGCCCCGCCCCCCCGGCCCGCCAGCGCAGCGACUCGGGGGGCAGCCUGGACACCGUGGCCCUGCUCCGGGACACCGAGGCCGUCAUGGCCUUCCUGGAGGCCCGGCUGCGGGACGAGGGCGAGCCGACCCCCCCAGGGCCCGCGGACCGCCCCCCUCCCGCCGCGGACGCCGCGUCGAGCCAGGCGGCGCGGGACGCCGAGCGCAAGAGCGCCCCCAAGAGGCGCACGCUCAGUAGCCUGCACAAGGAGAAGAGCGCCGCCACGCCCAGCUCCACCGCCCGCGAGCACCUGGAGAGGAGGGCCAGGCCCCGCCCCUCCGAGAGCCGGGAGCCCCGUAACCCCGCCCACCCCGGCCCCCGCUCCCGCCGGCCCUCGCUGGACCUGACGGACGACGACCCGGCCUCGUCCCUCCCCCACUCCGCCUUCUCCUCCGACCAGGAGACGGGCUCCGCCCGCUCGCACGGGCGCGGCCCGCUCACUUCCUCCUCCGCCCGCGUCCCGCUCUCCAAACCGGAGUCGGGCUCCGCCCUGCGGCCCCGCCCCACCCGCACCUCCCUCCUGCGGCGGGCGCGGCUGGGCGAGGCCUCGGACACGGACCUGGCGGACGCCGACCGGGCGUCGGUGGCCUCGGAGGUGUCCACCACCAGCUCCACGUCCCGGCAGCCGGCCGGCCGCAAGGCGCCGUCGCGCAUCGACCUGCUGGCGCAGCCGCGCCGGACCCGGCCGGGCUCGCUGUCGGCCCGCAGCGACUCGGAGGCCACGCUCGCCCGGGGCUCCGCCUCCACCCGCCUCUCCGCCGAGACCGCCCUGCGCCUGGGGCUCCGCUCCGGCUCCGCCGCCGACGCCAAGCCGCCGGCCCGCCUGCGGGCCAACAGCGUCACCAAGCUGCCCGACGCCAAGGCCAAGCCCACGUCCUCUGCGCACAGCGCCUCCGCAGCCCCUGGCCGAUGGCGGCGCCUGCCCCCAGAGUACGCCUCCACGUCCGAGGACGAGUUUGGCUCCAAUCGCAACGCCCCAAAACCGGGCCGUCUGCGCCCCGGAAGCACCCUGCGGGGGGCCCGUCUGGGAGGCUCCACCCCUGCCCUGCCCGGCAGCCCUGGGGGCGUGGCGCUCCGACACCAUCGCAUGAGGGACCAGGAGGAGUACAUCCGGGACUGGACCUCCCACAGUGAGGAGAUCGCCAGGUUAUUUCCCUGUGUGCGCAGGAUCAGUCAGGACCUGGCGAAGGAUCUGGCGAUUUUGGCGCGCGAGAUCCACGACGUGGCGGGCGAGAUCGACUCGGUCGGCUCCUCCGGCACCGCGCCCAGCACCACAGUAAGCACCGCUGCGACCACGCCCGGAUCCGCCAUCGACACCCGCGAAGAGCUGGUGGACCGCGUGUUUGACGAAAGCCUGAACUUCAGGAAGAUCCCGCCCAUCGUGCUGACCAAAGCCCCCGAGAUCAACGGCCGGCCGGCUGAGCUCCGCCUCCACCCCCCCGACGCCCGCGAAGCCCAGACCGCCUUGCGCCGCCGAACCUGGAACCGGGAGGAGGCUGUGUUGGACAGUUUGCUGCUGACGUCAGUUUCCCAGCUCUCUGUAAAAAUCCGCCAAUCUAUGGACAAAACAGCGGGCAAAAUAAGGAUAUUGUUUAAGGACAAAGACCGGAACUGGGAUGAAAUCGAAAGCAAGCUCCAGUCCGAGAGUGACAUGCCGCUUCUCAAAACAUCCAACAAGGAGAUCUCCUCCAUUCUGCUGGAGCUGAAGAGGGUGGAGAAGCAGCUUCAGGUAAUCAACGUCAUGGUGGAUCCGGACGGCACUCUGGAGGCCCUGACGAGCCCCACCCUGCCCAAACACAGCACCAGCACCGGCCCCCAGGGGCCCCUCUCGAGGAAUGGCACGGCACAGGCCCCCCUGACCUCCACCCCCGCCGGGGAGACGGAACGGGACCCCUGUCUCAGACUGGGCCGCCUGCACCCGAGCGGAGAGGAGAGCUCUGCCUCUUGCAAGUGAGAGUCAAUCCACCUCGCAACGUCUGGAAACCCUGAAAAUCGACAUAUCUGGCAACCUUGAAACUCAGGCCUGGUUACCCUGAAAAGUAUCAUGUCCGGCAACCCUGAAGCAACCUUUUAACUAGCCUUAGCAACCCUGAAACCUCUGAGAAUAUACAUGUACAGCACAGGUAUAUGCUUGUAUUCUUAUCUUCCCCCUAUGAUGUAGCCCCCUGAGACUCAUAGCUCCACCUCCAUCCUAGCCCCAGCCUAUCAUCCCUACUAAGCCAGGGUUGCCAUGUUCAGCUGAUUGGCAUUUUCCAGCUGAGUGUAGGUUCCCCAUUUCCCUCCAGGGUAACAGACAGAGCUGUUCAGCUCAGCAGCAUAUCUAUGGGCAGGUUCAUGUGAGGGGGCUCUGCUCUGACACCCUGCGCUGUCAGGGACUCUCUCACUGCGGACCGUCUGUGUGGGGCUCUUCAGACAGACCACCACGUGGCGCUCCUGUAAAAGUCCGACAUCAGUCCCUCCAGAUGGGUUCUGCUCUAUUUUUCAGAUGCAGGCUGGUAUGCGCGGGUUUGUUUUAUGGAUUCCGAGUGACAGCACAUCCAGUCUCCUUUGGAUGUAGCUCACCACUCCUCGUGAAUGCCAAAUAUUUUGCGAAGACUUGUUCAGUCCAGGGACAUUCGCCACUGCUCAUCUGCACGCCAGCCUCGACUCCAAAGGGACGCUGCGGAUAUGCUUCUGUUUUCUGUGGAGGAAGACUCCACCUUUCAGACAACAGGGAUCCGAAACACUCACUCAGAAAGGAUUUGCAGGGCUCUUUUCUUUUGAGCACUGUCUUCAGCGCUAACUGUUCCUUACUCUUUAGUUGCCAACCAUGUUACAGCCUGUGGAUUUUCCCUGUGUAAUAUAUAUAUUUUUUUGUUGUCCCCCCCUUUCUUCCCCACUUUGGAAUGCCCUGUGGCAUUUUUAUCAGUGCUUGUUGCCUCCUCUGUCAAACCAGCUUGCACUCUCCUCAGAAGCGUGAGGUCACGCCACCACUUCCUAUCACAAGGCAGUUUGCAGGUUGCGAUCACGGACGUGAGUGUGAGGAAGACGCUUCACGUGCGGCUUAACAGGCGGACUUGCAGGUGCAUUACUGACCAACAGGGGUCGCUGCUUCACAACGAAAUGCUGUCAUCCCAGCUGACCUAAACCCUCUCAUCCCUGGGUGUGCUUGAGCCAAUAAUAUCCAAUAAUGCAACAAUGCAUUUCCCUGCAGGGCUGUCACCCAGUCAACACUGGCACCGUCCAUGUUCUAUACCACACCAUGGGGCCCGUCCAUGCACUAGAACAGUGCCUUAUCAGGAUGAGCCACCCAUCCGCCCAGGUCCUGUGUGUUUCAAAAAACACAGAUACUGUUGUUUUUCUGCUAGUCAAGCGCACAUUCUGUUUUCAAUAACAAGUGCAUUAUGCUGUUGUGACAUUGACAACAUUUAGCCUGUUCAUGAUCCAUCUUUCUGGACUGAUACUAAAGCAACAAAAAAGUCUGAAAAAAAAUGAAUUCCUUGACUUGUAAUGUGAACUGAUGAGCUUGUUAACCACUUUCGGGUAUGCAUUACCAAAAAGAAGGGCCUACCUGUUUAAAGAAAUAUGGCAUACUAUAAGUAUGAAAUAACUUUUUCAGCAGUUUAUUUUUAACCUGGUUUGUUCAGGUAAUUUCCUUUUCUGUCAUAAUAAUGGAUAUUUUUAUGAGUGAGUAUAAAAACAGUUUUUCAGUCCAAAAUCAGGAGACAUACAUAUAUGUGUUUGUGUGUACAUGUGUUUAUACACAUUUAUAUACGUUGCACUUGUACCAGUGUGAAUUUCAGUGAUAUCAUGUGCAGUAUGCAGGGUGGCCAUUUCCUGGUUAAAUGUACCAGACCUAGGCUCAGCUUGCUCUAUAGUACCUGGGCUAGAAACCUUUUACAAGAAGACUGAGAAACUCAUUCAGUGUGCAGCAUACUUAACAUUUCAACACUUAGUAACUGACUGGACCCAUUCUGUGGAAUAUGCUACCUGUGCCCAAAUACAUGUGUAGGAAGUAUGUGUUGAGCUGUAGGAAGUGUUUUAUCUUCUUUUGUUGUUAAUGCUAUAAUUCACAGAGUAGUGGCUCUGUGUGUUUCAAGAGCGGCUGUCAUGUCUGUAGGCGUGUUCCUAGAGCAGCUCUCAUGUCUGUAGGGAUGUUCCUAGAGCGGCUCUCAGGUCUGUAGGAAUGUUCCUAGAGCGGCUCUCAGGUCUGUAGGGAUGUUCCUAGAGCGGCUCUCAGGUCUGUAGGGAUGUUCCUAGUGCGGCUCUCAGGUCUGUAGGCGUGUUUCUAGAGCGGCUCUCAGGUCUGUAGGCGUGUUUCUAGAGCGGCUCUCGGGUCUGUAGGGAUGUUUCUAGAGCGGCUCUCAGGUCUGUAGGGAUGUUCCUAGAGCGGCUCUCAGGUCUGUAGGGAUGUUCCUAGAGUGGCUCUCAGGUCUGUAGGGAUGUUCCUAGAGCGGCUCUCAGGUCUGUAGGGAUGUUCCUAGAGCGGCUCUCAGGUCUGUAGGCGUGUUUCUAGAGCGGCUCUCAGGUCUGUAGGCGUGUUUCUAGAGUGGCUCUCGGGUCUGUAGGCGUGUUUCUAGAGCGGCUCUUGGGUCUGUAGGGAUGUUCCUAGAGCGGCUCUCAGGUCUGUAGGUAUGUUUCUAGAGCGGCUCUCAGGUCUGUAGGUAUGUUUCUAGAGCAGCUCUCAGGUCUGUAGGCCUGUUCCUAGAGCAGCUCUCAGGUCUGUAGGUAUCUUCCUAUGUCUCCCUCAUAUCUGUAGAUGUGUUUCUUUCCUGCUUUUCUGUACUGCGUUUACCUUUAACUCUUCGCACAUGUCCCCUGCCUUUUCAUCUAACAGUCUGUACCAUAGAAAGAAAGAUGCAUUAAUGGUAGUCUUAUGGUUUCCCUUGACUUAAGCAAUACUGAAAUUUGGUACCAGGAAAUAUGCUCCUUUGUCUGUUAUGUUCAGUAUACAAGUGUGUGACAUCACUAAGUGCCCAGUAUUAAAACGGAAAAGGAAACAAAUCAUAGGGUGAAGAAAUGCUUGAUUAGAACAUGAUUUUAUUUUGCACAUUUGAAGCUGCUGAUUUGCAGUCUGCCUUCUCAUUCCUGGGGAAACGUUCACACGUCAGACUGAACAGCUAAACCCAGGCUGUCGCACCUCCUUCUGCUCUCUGCAACGCUUGUGGCUCCUUGUACCGUUUCACAAUUAAGAAUGCAAGUUAAUUGGGAAUUUUCAGACUUCUGUAUAAUCUGCAAUUAAAGUACAUUUUUUAGAAAUGGAACAAGUGAUCGGUACACUUUUGUUUGCUUGUCUCUGAAAGUGUUUACAAAUUUAUCAGUGUUUUUGACUUUUGUUUUAUUUUUUUUAUGAAGUUUAUUUAUUUUUCCCAUGUUUUAAUGUUAUUUUGUUUUUUAUGUAUUUGCAUUUUGUUAAUUGCAUCUUCUACUUUCAAUAAAACAGAACAUGGAUUCUGGA
Molecule: messenger RNA, 7992 nt
Organism: Anguilla anguilla (European eel)
Lineage: Eukaryota; Metazoa; Chordata; Actinopteri; Anguilliformes; Anguillidae
Product: centrosomal protein of 170 kDa-like
Exons: 19
Coding region: 187-4509 (1440 amino acids)
Cellular component (GO): centriole
Molecular function (GO): protein binding
Source: RefSeq, a predicted model, not a curated record